This is a messenger RNA of Panicum virgatum (switchgrass), 1839 nucleotides long. RefSeq names its product serine/threonine-protein phosphatase PP2A-2 catalytic subunit. The transcript has 11 exons. Gene Ontology annotation, biological process: mitotic cell cycle; peptidyl-serine dephosphorylation. Bases 144 to 1067 code for a protein of 307 amino acids. Gene Ontology annotation, molecular function: protein serine/threonine phosphatase activity. The record is from RefSeq and is a predicted model, not a curated record. Gene Ontology annotation, cellular component: cytosol. NCBI's taxonomy places the organism in Eukaryota, Viridiplantae, Streptophyta, Magnoliopsida, Poales, Poaceae.
CUUGCAACUUUCCAGACCUUUGGCCCCCCUCCCUCCUCCCCACCUCUCGUUCUCUCCUCCCUCCUCCCUCCUCCGCCUCCCCACCCCUCUCCCUUCUCGCGCGCGCGCGCCCGCCCAGAUCUAGGGUCCCCCCCGCGGCGAAGAUGAGCAGCCCCCAUGGCGGCCUCGACGACCAGAUCGAGCGGCUCAUGCAGUGCAAGCCGCUCCCCGAGCCCGAGGUCAGAGCGUUGUGUGAGAAGGCGAAGGAGAUUCUGAUGGAGGAAAGCAAUGUUCAGCCUGUAAAGAGUCCUGUUACAAUUUGUGGUGAUAUUCAUGGACAAUUUCAUGAUCUUGCUGAACUCUUCCGGAUUGGUGGAAAGUGUCCAGAUACAAACUACUUGUUUAUGGGAGAUUACGUUGACCGUGGCUACUAUUCUGUUGAAACUGUCACGCUUUUGGUGGCUUUAAAAGUUCGCUAUCCUCAGAGGAUCACCAUUCUCAGAGGAAACCACGAAAGCCGACAGAUCACUCAAGUUUAUGGAUUCUAUGAUGAGUGCUUAAGGAAGUAUGGAAAUGCAAAUGUCUGGAAAACCUUCACGGACCUCUUUGACUACUUCCCCUUGACUGCAUUGGUUGAGUCAGAAAUAUUUUGCUUGCAUGGUGGAUUAUCACCAUCUAUCGAGACCCUCGAUAACAUCCGCAACUUCGAUCGCGUCCAAGAAGUUCCUCAUGAAGGUCCAAUGUGUGAUCUUCUGUGGUCUGAUCCAGAUGAUCGAUGUGGUUGGGGUAUUUCGCCACGUGGUGCUGGAUAUACCUUUGGACAGGAUAUUUCAGAACAGUUCAACCAUACCAAUAAUUUAAGGCUUAUUGCUAGAGCUCACCAAUUGGUCAUGGAGGGAUUCAAUUGGGCUCAUGAGCAAAAAGUUGUGACCAUAUUUAGUGCACCUAAUUAUUGCUAUCGCUGUGGGAACAUGGCGUCAAUCUUAGAAGUGGAUGAUUGCAGGGAGCAUACUUUCAUCCAGUUUGAGCCAGCCCCAAGAAGGGGAGAGCCAGAUGUAACUCGUAGGACACCUGACUAUUUCCUGUGAUGCAAAAGUGAUGUGGAUCUGCAGCAAAGGUUUGAUAGAUAGGUGAAGUUUCCUGGUUGCAGAUAUUUUUUUGCUCGAAACCCCCCGUGUGCUAUUCUUAAGGGCUGUUCGGCUGAUCUUGGCACGGCUUGUCUCGACUUAUCUCGACUUAUUUCCUCUCACAUAAUACUAUUUAUUCUACCAGCCGAGCACUAUUCAUUCUACCAGCUGAGCACUAUUUUUGCCCAUGGCUCUUCGGCUGUUUCCGGCUGUUCAGUCACAUCUGAAUUCAAGUGUAUACCUACCUACUGCAGCUGGAAGGACAGGAUUGUGUUCUCACUUAUCUCUUAACUGGUUGAUGCUUUUGGCUUGGUUUCGGGUGCUGCAGUGGGUGGGUUCAAGCAUCAAGUAGCAAUCUGUAUGAGAGAGGAAACUGUUCCCGUUGUAUUCAUUUUGUUCCCCUUUGUUCCCCACUUUUUUCUCCUUUUCUUUUUUUUUUCGAUUCCUGUAGAGGUAAACAAUUGUAUGGUUCUGUGUUGGGCCAUUAGUCUUUUUCUGACUGCCUCGAUUUGCCGUAUAGAAUUACCAUUUAAGCACAAGUAGUCUAAGUUGUAGCAUUCUUUGCAACCAGCAUUUCAAUUGAGCUCUGGUUUUGCUGUUGAUUUUGCUUUGGACAAAAUGAGGCGAGUUGCACCGCCCGAAGACCAGUGGAACGAAUGAUCUGUACGCGUGCUGUCUGUAACAUUGUAUUUAUAAUUUCCUUUUGAAAUACUAUCAUCAUGUAUCCUAGCCC